AUGAACAUCCUGCUGGAGCUCUUCGUGGUGACUUUCCGAGUGCUGUGGGCUUUCGUGCUGGCCGCGGCCAAGUGGCUGGUGCGGCCCAAGGAGAAGAGCGUGGCGGGGCAGGUGUGCCUGAUCACUGGGGCGGGCAGCGGCCUGGGCCGCCUUUUCGCGCUGGAGUUUGCCCGGCGCCGGGCGCUGCUGGUGCUCUGGGACAUCAACACGCAGAGCAAUGAGGAGACGGCGGGCAUGGUGCGAUACAUCUACCGGGAGAUGGCCGAGGCGGCCGCCGCCGCUCCCAGAGCUGGAGAUGGAGAAAAAGAUGUGCUGCCCCAUUGCAACUUGCAGGUUUACACGUACACCUGUGAUGUGGGCAAAAGAGAAAACGUCUACUUGACAGCUGAGAGGGUCCGCAAGGAGGUUGGUGAGGUGUCUGUCCUGGUUAACAACGCUGGCGUGGUCUCCGGGCAUCAUCUUCUGGAAUGUCCUGAUGAGCUUAUUGAGAGGACCAUGAUGGUCAACUGUCAUGCACACUUCUGGACCACUAAAGCGUUCCUUCCCAAGAUGCUGGAAAUGAAUCAUGGACACAUUGUGACAGUUGCAAGUUCUUUGGGAUUGUUCAGCACUGCAGGAGUGGAGGAUUACUGUGCCAGCAAAUUUGGGGCUGUAGGUUUCCAUGAGUCUUUGAGCCAUGAAUUGAAGGCUGCUGAAAAGGACGGAAUCAAAACCACUUUAGUCUGCCCUUAUCUUGUAGAUACAGGAAUGUUUAGAGGAUGCAGGAUCAGAAAAGAAAUUGAACCUUUCCUUCCACCCUUGAAACCAGAAUACUGUGUGAAGCAGGCUAUGAGAGCUAUCCUUACAGACCAGCCAAUGAUCUGCACACCUCGCCUCAUGUAUAUGGUCACCUUCAUGAAAAGCAUUCUGCCCUUCGAGGCAGUGGUGUGCAUGUACCGAUUCCUGGGAGCAGACAAGUGUAUGUACCCUUUCAUCGCUCAGAGGAAGCAGGCUACAAACAACAACGAAGCAAAAAAUGGGAUUUGACACUAUUUUGGGUGGACU
Messenger RNA from Indicator indicator, 1044 nucleotides. It is a transcript of the gene RDH10, whose product is annotated as retinol dehydrogenase 10. The coding region runs from base 1 to 1026 and encodes 341 amino acids. Lineage: Eukaryota; Metazoa; Chordata; Aves; Piciformes; Indicatoridae. Gene Ontology annotation, cellular component: lipid droplet. Gene Ontology annotation, molecular function: oxidoreductase activity, acting on the CH-OH group of donors, NAD or NADP as acceptor. The transcript is spliced from 6 exons. The record is from RefSeq and is a predicted model, not a curated record.